This is a messenger RNA of Pararge aegeria (speckled wood butterfly), 1335 nucleotides long. RefSeq names its product zinc finger protein 675-like. The record is from RefSeq and is a predicted model, not a curated record. The transcript is spliced from 10 exons. Gene Ontology annotation, cellular component: nucleus. NCBI's taxonomy places the organism in Eukaryota, Metazoa, Arthropoda, Insecta, Lepidoptera, Nymphalidae. The coding region runs from base 114 to 1133 and encodes 339 amino acids. Gene Ontology annotation, biological process: regulation of transcription by RNA polymerase II.
UUCUACCUGUCUGUCGUCUUUCACUGACGAGCUGUCGUAUAAUGAGGAAAAUACUGGAUAAUUACAGAAAUACUGUUGUUUUUAUUUAAAAAUUGAAAAGCUGUUCUUAAACAAUGGAUAAAUGUGGAAUCUGCUUGAAUUCUGCAGACCAACUAUUUGAGACUGGAAAGGAUGGGGUCUAUGCUUGUUUCAAAUGUCAACCCCUAGUUCCCGAAGUUACAAUAGGUGACAACAAUCAAGAAGAUUCAGAUGAACAGUUGCAGUCUUCAUUUAAAGAUGAAGACUUACAGGAGUCUGAGUCUGGGCUGUACUGUGAAAUCUGCAACAAAUAUUUUAACAAGAGCAUGCAGUUGCAGAAUCAUAUGCGCAACCACCGUGCCGAGAGACGCUUUGUGUGCACCUACUGCAAUAAAGCCUUUUCACAAUCCAAUAACUUGCGAGCGCAUCUUCGGAUUCACACCAAUGAGCGACCAUACAAAUGUCAAGAGUGUGGAAAAGCUUUUACCCAGGUCACAAACUUAAAUAAUCAUGUACGUCUCCAUACUGGUGAGAGGCCUUUCGUAUGUCCUGAGCCUGGUUGUGAUAAAGCCUAUGCACAGGUGACGAAUCUUAACCAGCAUCGUAAAAGGCAUAUAAGCGGACGACCUAUGGAGCCUAAUUACGACUGUACUGUCUGUGGUGAACGCUUCACUCAGAGAAACCAUAUGUAUAUGCACAGACGAGAGGCGCACCAUAUCAAGAGUCCAGUACGGAGUGUGCAAAAGUACUCGUGCAAGUUGUGUUCCGCGACGCUUCCCAGUGAAAAACACUUGCAAGAGCACGUGGCUCAGCAUACGGUCAAAGAGAAGCCGCAACCCGAAGAGCAUAACUGGGGCGUUUCGUGCGUUUUCUCGUCGUGCGGCGUGCGGUUGUCGUCGCCGCGCGCGCACACUGAGCACUUGUUACGCGCGCACCAGCUGCGUGUGCUCGCAAACUCGCACGCACAGCAGCAUCCGCCGCGACGCGGCCGACCGCCCAAGAUUUUAAAAGAUCCUUUAGACAUCAGCGACCACCAAGAAUAUGAUGAAGUAAAAAUAAUUAAAGAAGAACCACAAUAUUUGCCCAAGUUAAAAGUGCAGAGUCUGUUUCAGUGAUAAAAGCUAUAUAAUGCUGACAUUAAAUGACAGAAUAACAAUUUUAUCAUAAUUUCCAUAAUUUCACAAUAGCUUAGAAACAAAAUGAAGAACCACUUUAUUGACGUACAUAAAUGAAUAUCAAUUCGAUAAUUGUGUAUUAAGUUACAUUUAAGAAUAUUCAAGAGAUCUAUAGAUAAAAAAUAGUUAAUUUUAAGUAAAA